Molecule: messenger RNA, 5149 nt
Organism: Patella vulgata (common limpet)
Lineage: Eukaryota; Metazoa; Mollusca; Gastropoda; Patellidae
Product: protein MON2 homolog
Exons: 17
Coding region: 82-2703 (873 amino acids)
Source: RefSeq, a predicted model, not a curated record
AAACACCUGUUUCUACAAUGGUCUAUCGUGUCUUUUUAUAUAAUUAAAUAAAACCUACUUAGUUAGGAUUAGACUUGUAGGAUGAGGAGAGGAAGUAAGGUUUGUCAACAUCCUUACUCAGGUAUGAGAAAUUGGGGAGCUGAAGCAGUGACAUCAUUGGUUCGAGCAGCUCUUGCUUUUAAAUAUGAUACACCACUUGAAGAGAAUCUGAAACUACAGAAGACAAUCUUGGCACCAUUGCAGGAACUAUCUAAUGUUACCCAUUCUGAUAUUCGACAGAAACAAUUGGAAUGUGUUCUUACUAUUCUACACAAUAAUGGAUACAAACUAUUGCAUGGAUGGCCUUUAAUAUUAGGAGUCAUUGGAGCUGUUAAGAACACUCAAAGUGAGAAAUUAGUGCAAACAGCUUUUCAAUCUCUGCAACUGGUAGUAGCUGAUUUUCUACCGAUAAUACCCAGUAUAUAUUUAAAGAAUUGUGUUGAAGUUGCUGGUAGAUUUGGUUUACAGAACAAAGAAUUAAAUGUGAGUCUAACAGCUAUAGGAUUGUUGUGGAACAUUUCUGAUUUCUUCUACCAAAAUCGUCAAAGAAUAUCCGAUGAACUGAACACAGGAAAAACUGAAGAAAGUAAGAAAGAAUCUGAAUUAGCUUUUGAUGAUCUGUGGAUGAGUCUGUUUUCUAGUCUCGGAGAUCUGUGUGUAGAUGAUCGACCUGCUGUUCGUAAAAGUUCUGGUCAAACUUUGUUUUCUACAAUCUCUGCUCAUGGAGGACUCCUUCAGAAAGAGACGUGGAAACGAGUACUGUGGCAGGUUCUCUUCCCAUUAUUGGAGAAAGUUCAGUCAUUAUCUAGCAGUGCCUCUACAACUAAAGAUGAAAUGACUGGCAAUAUAUUAAUUCAUCAUUCCCGUGACACGGCCGAGAAGCAGUGGGCAGAAACACGAGUAUUAUCUCUAGCAGGAGUAGCCAGAACAUUUAAUUCCAAACGACAAAUAUUACAUCAAAUAGGGGAUUUUCCCAGAGCAUGGUCUUUAUUAUUAGAACAUAUAGAGAACUCGGCAUUAUGUCCGAGUGCUGAAGUUUCUUUGGCAGCCUUGAAAAGCUUCCAAGAAAUCUUGCAACUCAAUAAAGAAUCAAAAACGGAUGAUCCCAAAACGUUCCUGGAAGCUCCAUCAGGAGAAGAAAUCAAUCGGACAGGAGAGACCAAACCAAAAACUGUAAAACCUAGUAUUCCCAAAGCCGUUGUUUCGGAUGUUGAUAUAGCAUUGUGGGCUACGGCUUGGAAGGUCUGGUUAAAUAUCGGUACCCAGGCCACAAAGGCACCAGAUAAUUCGGACAAAGUUUAUGUACCAUCUCAGAAAUUUCUCACAGCUCUCAUUCAGACAUUUCCCCCAUUAUUUAUUCACAUAAGACCACGUUUUGUGGCGUCUGAUCUGAACAAAUUAUCUAACGUGUUGGUUAGUGCUUUAUCGGUGCCAGUACAAGGUGAUGCUUCACCAUUUAUUAUACCAACCUAUCCUGAAGUUACUGUUACACCUUUACAAGAAGUUACUUUACAAGCUAUGGAAGUUCUUAUACAGGCAGUAAAAGAAGGAGCAGAAUCAACUAAUACCAUGUUUCCUGAAAUAUUUGAACAACUGCUGACUUAUAUCAAGUUCGGAGUUCAGGCUCCUAAAUAUGGUCAUUUAGAAACUAAAGUAUUUGGAACAGUCAAAGGUCCACAAGUUGAUUGGGUGACGAUGAAUUUUGUGCCGUUUUCGGAGAAGACAGUUGAUAUGGUUGUUGAUCUAUAUUCUGCAUCAGCCAAUAACACAUCAGUUAUUAAAGCACAUGUUUUACACAAUAUUAUUAAGACGUUCCGUAUUCCACUAGGAUUAAAAUACAGUUGUCCGUCACCAUCAACAUGGAAACUAGUCAUCAAUGCUUUAUUUACAGUGCUGGAGAUUGGUCUACCUGUAGCCAGGAAACAUGUAAAUGAAUUUGAAGGAAUGUGGUGUGAGUUAGCAUUGGCUUUCGAAGAUUUCCUUUUCACAAAACAUCCAUCACCACCAACUUUAUCUGUUGAAGAAUUUCAAAGAGAUGAAGCUGUGGAUUGUAAGGUUGUGACAGUGAUAAGGGAUGAUAUCCUACCCUACGCAUCAAACAUGCCAAAAGAUUUUGUCAUUAAAAUAAUGGAGAUUUUAAAUAAAGGAUCUAUACAUUCAGCUACUUCUGAUACAUUCAUAGUUUUUUCUACUCCGUCUUAUCAUAGUAUAGACACUGAAUCAAGUCGCAAAUUGCGUGAAGAGUUUGCCAAGACAUGUUUUGAAACUUUACUUCAAUUUUCGUUUAUUAACCAAAAACAGCAAGAAGAAGAAGGUUGUAUAACAAAGAUUGCUGUUCUAUCUUUGUUACAAAGAUGUCAGGAAGUUGUAAAAAAAUAUGUUGAUGAUGAACGAUUGAGUGGAAAAUGUCCAUUACCAAGACCAAGAAUGGCAGAGAUGUCAUCUGUAUUAAAAGCAAUCUCAACUUUAUUAGGAUCUUUAAAACGGGCACCUAAAAGUAACGUGGAAGCAGGUGUCUGGAAACAAGUCAUAAAUCUCUACCCAUAUUUAGUAGAAUGUACCACAUCAGCUUCACCACACGUUUGUAAAGCAUUAAAAGAUGCUCUUCAUGAGUAUAAAGAUUUAUUAACUCCACCAAUUAGUGGGGUACAAAAUGGAACCUAAAAGAUGCUCUUUAUGAGUAUAAAGAUUAUUAACUCCACCAAUUAGUGGGGUACAAAAUGGAACCUAAAAGAUGCUCUUCAUUGGUAUAAAGAUUUAUUAACCCCACCAAUUAAUGGUGUACAAAAUAGAACCUAAAAGAUGCUCUUCAGGAGUAUAAAGAUUAUUAACUCCACCAAUUAGUGGGGUACAAAAUGGAACCUAAAAUCAAUUCCAAUUAUAACUGUUGAUUUCCGUAAAUAAAACUAGUUCUGUUUAAAAGAUAUAUUUUAGUUAGAUUUAAUGAAUGAAUUAUUUUUUUUUAAAUCAUAGAUCUGUAGAUACCUAUAAAAGUAGUCAACAUUAGGUGUUAUGGAAUGAAUACUUUGCUUUUAUAAUUUGUCUUGCCACUUUAUGAACAAAACCUAUAUUAUGUACAUUGAUAAUAAAUCCAUCGCCAUAAGGCAGUGGUUCUCAACCUUUUUUUGCCAACGGCACACCUUGGAACAGAUGAAAAAAUAGCCUCACACCUGGGUAAAAAUAUAUAUGAAAAAUAUUUGAAUUUUUUUUGCAAAUAAAAACAUGGUAAGUCACACGACAUACAACCGUAGACACAGACUAGCCAUAGACACAUAGAAUGACUCAUAAAAAAACCCACAGCUAUGAAGUUACCAGUAGACACCAGUGAAUACUCAAUUGGGAUCAAAUGGUUUCAAAAUUUAGGAAGAUCUCGUGGCACACCUGUGUUCCGCGGCACACAGGUUGAGAAUCACUGCCCUAAGGGAAAUGGAGAGAAGGGUAUAAAUUUUAUUACAAUGUUUACAAAUCACUAAGAGAAAUGAUAAUGUUUAUUAGAAAUGGUUGGACUAAAUAUUUGUUUAUCAGGAAGAUAUAAUCCAUUUUAUACUAGCACUCAGUAUGUACAGUAAAGAAUAUCACCCCCUCCGACAGGUAACUGGUUACAGGUAGAUAAUAAAUUAGUGUAAUGGCCCAGAGGCUGUAUAAAAAGUAGGAAUUCUUGGAUUAUAUCAAGUGUUGUUGUCUUAUAUCCUUGAUGUAUGAUUAAAAACUUCAUUAGAUGGGGGUUAGGGUUAUAUAGAUCAAGAUCUAAUCAAUUGUUCUUUUUAAAUUAUUAUUUGGAUGUUAAACUGUUACAAAUAUUUCCUAAGAGGAAUAUGAAAUAUUGAAUAACAAAGGGACAUAUUAUAAUUACAAUAGAAUCUUUAAGUUGUAUUAAUCUGUUGGCUAAAAUAUUUUCACAGGGAUAUCAAUUUAUUAACAAAUUUGUAAAAAUAGUGCACAUGAACUAAAAUGGUAUUUAAAGAAAUUAUUUAAUAGUAUCAAAAAUAUUUAAUAGUUUUUGUUCAAUAUCAAAAAUAUUUAAUAGUUUUUGUUCAGUAUGAAAAAUAUUUAAUAGUUUUUGUUCAAUAUCAAAAAUAUUUAUUACUUUUUGUUCAGUUUGUUAAAAAUAUCAUAGAUAUCUACUCUACUUUCAAUUUAUUAAAUUUAUAAACAGUAUUUUCGAAAGAAAAUGUAAAUAAUGUUGUCAAAAUAACCAAAUGUUAUCUGCUAAAAAAAAUUGAAAUAAUAAUAGUAUUCUGCAAUAUAUUAAAUGUUAUAAAUUGUUAUUAACAAAUAUUGUACAUAUUGUAUAUACUGGUAAUUUACAUCUAUAUAUAAUUGUUGGGUAAAUUUUAAAACAGAGACAUUUAAAUUAUUUUAAUAUAUUUAUUGUUGUAAUAAAUAUACAUUAUAUCAUAAUAUAUUCACAAAUGUCAUAUGUAUAUAAUAUAAUAUAUAAUAUAAUAUAUAAUAAAUUAGUAAUAUGCUGGUAAAUAUUUUCUCUGACAUCUCUAAUAAAAACUACUCUAGUUCCACUUAUUCAAAUAUAUUUUAAACAUAUUGCAAGAAGUUUAAAUGUAACAACCACGAUAGUACUAAAUAUUGACAAGGAACCAAGCAUGAUGCCAAUUUGUUUGAAAAUAGUCCCUAAAUACCCCGGCGCCAAGUCUACUGAAUAUUUUACGCAAAACUGGCAAAACUUUCCCUCAUAGCGUACUGUAUGCCAUUUGUCCACCUUCAUUAGCCCAGUCAGUGCAUUUCACAAAAUAGGGUUAAAUACUAAUUCAGAUAUAAUUCACAAAAUAACAGGUGGGUUUAAAUACUUUUAAAUACUUAUUCAAAUAUAUUUCAUAAACUAGGUUUAAAUACGUAUUAGUACUAGUUUCAAUAUAUUUAACCUAGUGUUACAGAAAUAAUGUUACUAGUUCCCUCAUACAAUGGAACUAUGUUUUCUAAAUUUCUGGAAUAUACCCUGUAUUAUUAUGUAAUUUCUUAUUUCAAAAUGUCCAUCAGUGAUUUGAUGUUGGAACUGAAAGACAGUUUCAUGGUUUUAAUUUUUCUGGUAUUAAAUGAAUUAUGAUGUGUUGAUAAAAUACUUAUUGUUGAAAUAUAUUUUAUUUCAAAUAUC